Messenger RNA from Nomascus leucogenys (northern white-cheeked gibbon), 5536 nucleotides. Lineage: Eukaryota; Metazoa; Chordata; Mammalia; Primates; Hylobatidae. The record is from RefSeq and is a predicted model, not a curated record.
GCAUCCCAGCCUGGGCGGGACGCUCGGCAGCGGCGAGGCGGGCAAGCCCGGCAGGGCAGAGGGAGCCCCGGCUCCGGGGUUGCUCUUCGCACCCGAGGAUCAGUCUUGGCCCCAAAGCGCGACGCACAAAUCCACAUAACCUGAGGACAAUGGAUGCUGAUGAGGGUCAAGACAUGUCCCAAGUUUCAGGGAAGGAAAGCCCCCCUGUAAGCGAUACUCCAGAUGAGGGCGAUGAGCCCAUGCCAAUCCCCGAGGACCUCUCCACCACCUCGGGAGGACAGCAAAGCUCCAAGAGUGACAGAGUCGUGGCCAGUAAUGUUAAAGUAGAGACUCAGAGUGAUGAAGAGAAUGGGCGUGCCUGUGAAAUGAAUGGGGAAGAAUGUGCGGAGGAUUUACGAAUGCUUGAUGCCUCAGGAGAGAAAAUGAAUGGCUCCCACAGGGACCAAGGCAGCUCGGCUUUGUCAGGAGUUGGAGGCAUUCGACUUCCAAACGGAAAACUAAAGUGUGAUAUCUGUGGGAUCAUUUGCAUCGGGCCCAAUGUGCUCAUGGUUCACAAAAGAAGCCACACUGGAGAACGGCCCUUCCAGUGCAAUCAGUGCGGGGCCUCCUUCACCCAGAAGGGCAACCUGCUCCGGCACAUCAAGCUGCAUUCCGGGGAGAAGCCCUUCAAAUGCCACCUCUGCAACUAUGCCUGCCGCCGGAGGGACGCCCUCACUGGCCACCUGAGGACGCACUCCGUUGGUAAACCUCACAAAUGUGGAUAUUGUGGCCGAAGCUAUAAACAGCGAAGCUCUUUAGAGGAACAUAAAGAGCGCUGCCACAACUACUUGGAAAGCAUGGGCCUUCCGGGCACACUGUACCCAGUCAUUAAAGAAGAAACUAAUCACAGUGAAAUGGCAGAAGACCUGUGCAAGAUAGGAUCAGAGAGAUCUCUCGUGCUGGACAGACUAGCAAGUAACGUCGCCAAACGUAAGAGCUCUAUGCCUCAGAAAUUUCUUGGGGACAAGGGCCUGUCCGACACGCCCUACGACAGCAGCGCCAGCUACGAGAAGGAGAACGAAAUGAUGAAGUCCCACGUGAUGGACCAAGCCAUCAACAACGCCAUCAACUACCUGGGGGCCGAGUCCCUGCGCCCGCUGGUGCAGACGCCCCCGGGCGGCUCCGAAGUGGUCCCGGUCAUCAGCCCGAUGUACCAGCUGCACAAGCCGCUCGCGGAGGGCACCCCGCGCUCCAACCAUUCGGCCCAGGACAGCGCCGUGGAGAACCUGCUGCUGCUCUCCAAGGCCAAGUUGGUGCCCUCGGAGCGCGAGGCGUCCCCGAGCAACAGCUGCCAAGACUCCACGGACACCGAGAGCAACAACGAGGAGCAGCGCAGCGGCCUCAUCUACCUGACCAACCACAUCGCCCCGCACGCUCGCAACGGGCUGUCGCUCAAGGAGGAGCACCGCGCCUACGACCUGCUGCGCGCCGCCUCCGAGAACUCGCAGGACGCGCUCCGCGUGGUCAGCACCAGCGGGGAGCAGAUGAAGGUGUACAAGUGCGAACACUGCCGGGUGCUCUUCCUGGAUCACGUCAUGUACACCAUCCACAUGGGCUGCCACGGCUUCCGUGAUCCUUUUGAGUGCAACAUGUGCGGCUACCACAGCCAGGACCGGUACGAGUUCUCGUCGCACAUAACGCGAGGGGAGCACCGCUUCCACAUGAGCUAAAGCCCUCCCGCGCCCCAUCCCCCCGACCCCGAGCCACCCCAGGAAAAGCACAAGGACCGCCGCCUUCUCGCUCCCGCCAGCAGCAUAGACUGGACUGGACCAGAUAAUGUUGUGUUUGGAUUUGUAACUGUUUUUUGUUUUUUGUUUGAAUUGGUUGAUUGGGGUUUGAUUUGCUUUUGAACAGAUUUUUAUUUUUAGAGGCAGGGCUGCAUUGGGAGCAUCCAGAACUGCUACCUUCCUAGAUGUUUCCCCAGACUGCUGGCUGAGAUUCCCUCACCUGUUGCUUCCUAGAAUCCCCUUCUCCAAACGAUUAGUCUAAAUUUUCGGAGAGAAAUAGAUAAAACACGCCACAGCCUGGGAAGGAGCGUGCUCCACCCUGUGCUAAGCACGGGGUUCGCGCACCAGGUGUCUUUUUCCAGUCCCCAGAAGCAGAGAGCACAGCUCCUGCUGUGUGGCUCUGCAGGUGAGCAGACAGGACAGGUGUGCCACCACCCAAGUGCCAAGACACGGGAGGGCCAACAACCUGUGCCCAGGCCAGCUUCGGGCCACAUGCAUCUAGGGUGGAGAGGCUGCUCUUUUGAGAGAAAAUACUAUUUUAAGUCAUCCUCUGCGUAGGAAAAUGAAUUGUUUGGGGAAAGUCGUAUCUGUCAGACUGCCCUGGAUGGAGGGAGACGCCGGGCUAGAGCCUUUUGGAUCCUCCUGGAUUCGCUGGCUUUGCGGAGGCUGCUCAGAUGGCCUGAGCCUCCCGAGGCUUGCUGCCCCGUAGGAGGAGCCUGUCUUCCCGUGGGCAUAUCUGGGGAGCCCUGUUCCCCCCUUUUUCACUCCCAUGCCUUUACUGGCCCCCAAAGUCUGUCACUACAAUUUAAACACCAGUCCCGAAAUUUGGAUCUUAAUUCUUUUUGAAUCUCUCAAACGGCAACAUUCCUCAGAAACCAAAGCUUUAUUUCAAAUCUCCUCCUUCCCUGGCUGGUUCCAUCUAAUACCAGAAGCCUCUUUUCCUGAAGAAAUCCAAUCCUAGCCCUCGUUUUAAUUAUGUACAUCUGUUUGUAGCCACAAGCCUGAAUUUCUCAGUGUUGGUAAGUUUGUUUACCUACCCUCACUGUAUAUUAUUCUCAUUUUAAAACCCACAAAGGAGUGAUUUAGAACAGUCAUUAAUUUUCAGCUCAAUGAAAUAUGUGAAGCCCAGUAUCUCUGUUGCUAACACACAGAACUCACCUGUUUGAAAAUAAGCUUUCAAACAUGUUGAAGCUCUUUACUGUAAAGGCAAGCCAGCAUGUGUGUCCACACAUACAUAGGAUGGCUGGCUCUGCACCUGUAGGAUAUUGGAAUGCACAGGGCAAUUGAAGGACUGAGCCAGACCUUCGGAGAGUAAUGCCACCAGAUUCCCCAGGAAAGAGGAGGCAGGUAGCACUGCAGGUGAGAACUCUGCCCAUCCAUGCUAUGACAUGGAGGCACUGAAGCCGGAGGAAGGUGUGUGGAGAUUCUAAUCCCAACCAGCAAGGGUCUCCUUCAAGAUUAAUGCUAUCAUUAAGGUCAUUACUCUCAACCACCUAGGCAAUGAAGAAUAUACCAUUUCAAAUAUUUACAGUACUUGUCUUCACCAACACUGUCCCAAGAUGAAAUGAAGCAACAGAGAGGAAAUUGUACAUAAGCACCUCAGCAUUUAAUCCAAACAGGGGUUCUUAGUCUCAGCACUAUGACAUUUUGGGCCGAAUACUUAUUUGUUAGGCGGGAGCUCUCCUGUGCAUUGUAGGAUAAUUAGCAGCAUCCCUGGUCGCUACCCAACAGACGCCAGUAGCACCCCAAAUUGACAACCCAAACUCUCCAGACAUCACCAACUGUUCCCUGUGAGGAGAAAUCACUCCUGGUGGAGAACCACUGACCCAAAUGAAUUCUAAACCAAUCAAAGGCCUGGGAAGCCCUCCAAGAAAAAAAAUAGAAAAGCACUUGAAGAAUAUUCCCAAUAUUCCCAGUCAGCAGUAUCAAGGCUGACUUGUGUUCCUGUGGAGUCAUUAUAAAUUCUAUAAGUGAAUUAUUCCCCUUUGGUCUUCAAAAAUUUAUUUCCUCAUAAACAUUUGAGUUUUGUUGAAAGGAUGGAGUUUACAAAGAUACCAUUCUUGAGUCAUGGAUUUCUCUGUUUACGGAAGGGUGUGGCAUUUGGAAACUGGAAUGAACAAAAUUGCCGCACCAAUGCACUGAGUGAAGGAAGAGAGAGAGGAGCAAGGGCUUUAGACAGCACUCCUUCAAUGCAAUCACAGAGAAAGAUGCGCCUUAUCUAAGUUAAUAUCUCUAAGGUGAGAGCCUUCUUAGCGUCAGUUUGUUGCAAAUUUCACCUACUCUGUUCUUUUCUAUCCAUCCCCCUGAGUCAGUUGGUUGAAGGGAGUUAUUUUUCCAAGUGGAAUUCAAACAAAGCUCAAACCAGAACUGUAAAUAGUGGUUGCAGGAAUUCUUUUCUAAACUGCUUUGCCCUUUCCUCUCACUGCGUUUUAUAGCCAAUAUAAAUGUCUCUUUGCUCACCUUUUGUUGUGGUUUUAUAUUGUAACACCAUUUUUCUUUGAAACUAUUGUAUUUAAAGUAAGGUUUCAUAUUAUGUCAGCAAGUAAUUAACUUAUGUUUAAAAGGUGGCCAUAUCAUGUACCAAAAGUUGCUGAAGUUUCUCUUCUAGCUGGUAAAGUAGGAGUUUGCAUGACUUCACACUUUUUGUUGCGUAGUUUGUUCCGUUGUAUGAUGGCGUGAGUGUAUGUCUUGGGUACCGCUGUGUACUACUGUGUGCCUAGAUUCCAUGCACUCUCGUUGUGUUUGAAGUAAAUAUUGGAGACGGGAGGGUAACCCGUAACAGGUUGGCCUGUUGAUUACAGCUAGUAAUCGCUGUUUCUUGUUCCUCCCCCUCCCUGACACCCCAGCUUCCCAGGAUGUGGAAAGCCUGGAUCUCAGCUCCUUGCCCCAUAUUCCUUCUGUAAUUUGUACCUAAAGAGUGUGAUUAUCCUAAUUCAAGAGUCACUAGAAAUCAUCACAUUAUCACUGCAUAUCAGCAAAGGGUAAAGUCCCAGCACCAAUUGCUUCACAUACCAGCAUGUUCCAUUUCCAAUUUAGAAUUAGCCACAUAAUAAAAUCUCAGAAUCUUCCUUGAAAAAGAGCUGCCUGAGAUGUAGGUUUGUUAUAUGGUUCCCCCCCACCAUUUUUGUGCUUUUUUCUUGUUUUGUUUUGUUUUGUUUUGACUGCACUGUGAGUUUUGUAGUGUCCUCUUCUUGCCAAAACAAACGCGAGAUGAACUGGACUUACGUAGACAAAUCAUGACGCCAGUGUAUCCUUCCUUUCUUCAGUUCCAGCAAUAAUGAAUGGUCAACUCUUUUAAAAUCUAGAUCUCUCUCAUUCAUUUCCAUGUAUUUUUACUUUAAGAUGAACCAAAAUUAUUAGACUUAUUUAAGAUGUACAGGCAUCAGAAAGAAGAAGCACAUAAUGCUUUUGGUGCGAUGGCACUCACUGUGAACAUGUGUAACCACAUAUUAAUAUGCAAUAUUGUUUCCAAUACUUUCUAAUACAGUUUUUUAUAAUGUUGUGUGUGGUGGUUGUUGAGGUCGAAUCUGUUGUAUCCAGUACAGCUUUAGGUCUUCAGCUGCCCUUCUGGCGAGUACAUGCACAGGAUUGUAAAUGAGAAAUGCAGUCAUAUUUCCAGUCUGCCUCUCUGAUGAUGUUAAAUUAUUGCUGUUUAUCUGUGAACAAGGGAUGUACCACUGGAGGAAUAGAGUAUCCUUUUGUACACAUUUUGAAAUGCUUCUUCUGUAGCGAUAGAACAAAUAAAUGCAACGAAUACUCUGUCUGCCCUA